Perkinsus marinus ATCC 50983 is the source of this 654-nucleotide messenger RNA. RefSeq lists its product as hypothetical. The coding region runs from base 1 to 654 and encodes 217 amino acids. The record is from RefSeq and is a predicted model, not a curated record. NCBI's taxonomy places the organism in Eukaryota, Perkinsozoa, Perkinsida, Perkinsidae. The transcript has 2 exons.
AUGCGCUUGAUCUCCUUCGCUACUCUAACUGCCGGCGUUGGUGCUUCCGUCACCACUGCUGCUGGCACAACCACUGCUGCUGCCACUACUGCCUCGCCGAGUCAAGGAACUGACGAUCCCAUGGCCAUGGUUACGAGUUGUGCUUCUGCGUGCCCUGCCUUCAGCAAGCACGUGACAAACCUUCUUGCUUUGGAGCCUGUUUCUGAGAGUUACACUGAGGACGCUUUGAACAUGUACGAGAACGAUGACCGUAGAUGCAAGCUUCACUCCAUUUGCCUGGACUGCCAGGCGGGUUCCGAAUGCCCCCUGGCCACCUGCUUCGCCGAGGUCGAAGCCUGCAAGCUCAUCUCGCCUAUGUUCAGCUACAUCGCCGCUUAUUGUAGCUGUAGUGCUGGUGUCGACUUUGGUUCCAAGCCGGGUGAGAUUCUGGGUGACGAAUACAAUCUCAUGCUACAACUGAUGGCCUGCCCGGAUUCCGUGACUACCCUCCCUGCUAAGGAUACCUGCUACGGCCCUGGUGAGGCGGAUAGUACUGACGGCACUGACGGAACUGACGGCACUGAUGGCACCGGCUCUGGAGGGGACGGCAGCAGCGACGCUUACACUAUGUCUGCUACCGCUGCCGCCCUCUUGGCCAUGGUGCACAUUUUUUAG